This is a messenger RNA of Anopheles stephensi (Asian malaria mosquito), 2802 nucleotides long. It is a transcript of the gene betaTub60D, whose product is annotated as tubulin beta-3 chain. The record is from RefSeq and is a predicted model, not a curated record. Gene Ontology annotation, cellular component: microtubule; cytoplasm. The transcript has 4 exons. Lineage: Eukaryota; Metazoa; Arthropoda; Insecta; Diptera; Culicidae. Gene Ontology annotation, biological process: microtubule cytoskeleton organization; mitotic cell cycle. The coding region runs from base 554 to 1918 and encodes 454 amino acids. Gene Ontology annotation, molecular function: GTPase activity; GTP binding; structural constituent of cytoskeleton.
GCCAGUUGUUGUGUGCACGUUGCGUCGAACGGGUUGCCGGUGAAAAGCUGUACUAUACUGUGGCUUCCGCGGGAGUGAAACGACCAAAAACCGCUCUAGCAUCGUACCAUUUCCGGUUCGGCCGUCACUGUACGACGAUCGCUUUCGCGAGUCCACAACGUUCGGCUUAAAGGCGACCAUCGUGCCCGGUUCGGUUCCACCGCUUAUCUUACGCACUCUCGGAAACGCACGGUCGGAGGUUCGAUCGUCAGUCGCUGUAGGACGGUUGGUUCAGUUAACGUCGAACCUAGCUCGUGGUCGGAUCGUGCUCGCAGCGCACCAACUCCACAGUCAUUCUGCAGUCUACAGCUCGCGUCUCGUGAACAUUUCUGUGCACGUGUACGGUCAUCAGUCAUUGUGGCGAGGAUCGUUUUAUCACCGUGUUUAACUCCGCCGGUGCCAGGUUCAGGUGAAAAUCUGAAGUGAUCGUGAUCGUUGUUUAAAGUGCAGCGGCGCUAGUUGUGAUUGUUGCUUUCGUUCGUGCGUGUUCAAGUAAAACAAACACUCCGUCAACAUGAGAGAAAUCGUGCAUCUGCAGGCCGGUCAGUGCGGAAACCAGAUUGGAGCUAAGUUCUGGGAGAUCAUCUCCGAGGAGCACGGUAUCGACGCUUCUGGUGUCUACAAUGGAGAGUCUGAUCUACAGCUGGAGCGCGUAAGCGUGUAUUACAACGAAGCCUCGGCAGUUUCGCGGGCGUCCGGUGGCAAGUAUGUGCCCCGUGCCAUCUUGCUCGAUCUGGAGCCGGGUACGAUGGAGGCGGUCCGUUCCGGUUCGUACGGUAAACUAUUCCGGCCGGACAACUUUGUCUUUGGACAAUCUGGUGCCGGUAACAACUGGGCGAAAGGACACUAUACCGAGGGUGCGGAGCUGGUCGAUGCGGUGUUGGAUGUGGUGCGCAAGGAAUGCGAGAACUGCGACUGUCUGCAGGGAUUCCAAUUGACGCACUCGCUUGGUGGUGGUACCGGCUCGGGCAUGGGUACGCUGCUCAUCUCCAAAAUCCGUGAGGAGUACCCCGAUCGUAUCAUGAACACCUACUCGGUUGUUCCAUCGCCCAAAGUGUCGGACACGGUGGUGGAACCUUACAACGCCACUCUCUCGAUCCAUCAGCUGGUGGAAAAUACGGACGAGACGUACUGUAUUGACAACGAGGCCCUGUACGAUAUCUGCUUCCGCACGCUGAAGGUGCCCAACCCGAGCUACGGCGAUCUGAACCAUCUCGUCUCGCUGACCAUGUCCGGCGUCACCACCUGUCUGCGGUUCCCGGGUCAGCUGAACGCCGAUCUGCGCAAGCUGGCCGUCAACAUGGUUCCCUUCCCGCGUCUCCACUUCUUCAUGCCCGGCUUCGCUCCGCUGACGUCCCGUGGCUCACAGCAGUACCGUGCCCUGACCGUGCCGGAGCUGACCCAACAGAUGUUCGAUGCCAAGAACAUGAUGGCGGCCUGCGAUCCGCGGCACGGUCGCUACCUGACGGUGGCUGCCGUGUUCCGCGGCCGUAUGUCCAUGAAGGAGGUCGAUGAGCAAAUGCUGGCGGUUCAGAACAAGAACAGCAGCUACUUCGUCGAGUGGAUCCCGAACAACGUCAAGACCGCCGUCUGUGAUAUUCCGCCGAAGGGUCUGAAGAUGUCGUCCACCUUCAUCGGCAACACGACCGCCAUCCAGGAGCUGUUCAAGCGCAUCUCGGAGCAGUUCUCCGCUAUGUUCCGCCGCAAAGCGUUCUUGCACUGGUACACGGGCGAGGGCAUGGACGAGAUGGAGUUCACCGAGGCGGAGAGCAACAUGAACGAUCUGGUGUCGGAGUACCAGCAGUACCAGGAGGCGACCGCGGACGAUGAGUUCGAGCAGGAGGACUGCCAGGACGAGAUGGAGGGCGAAUGCGUUUGAAGCGAACGGGCACUAAGGAAACGGCAGUCCGCGGCCAGCAUAAGCACCUGCUGGCUUUGGCAUUUUUAUUAUUUAUUAAACUUUUUCGUAGCUAGGCAAACGAUUUUAUAUUCCGAAUACCGGAGACUGCGUGUGUGUAAAGAAACGUGAAAAGUAACAUUUACUAAACAAAAAACAAGCAAAAAAAAAGUAUCAUUAAAACCAACUCGAUUCAUCGUUCGAACAUCCAGCACGAGAUACCGGCAGUAAAUUGAAUUUCAUAACGAACGCCACCCACUCAAUAUCAUCUUGGAUCUCAAGACAGACACCAUUUCUGAGAGGAGAUAUGUUGUAAAUUCUAAAAGCAAAAGCAAACCCGUAAGAGUUGCCUGAUUCUUUCUGGCGAAGGAAAAUUUGCCUCCCGUUGCAUUGGGGGCUCCAGCAAAGUUUCUCGAGCCCGGAGAAAUUGGUUGCCGCGAGUUCCAAACGACUAGAUGCAUAGGUAUGCAGGUGUAGAUAACGGCGAGGGUAAACUUAUUCCUUCCGGACAGUGGAAAAUCAGGUGCGAUUCUUACCCGUGACCGAACACCAUUCGAACGAGCGAAACCGAGCAAGCAAGCAUGGGGAGCAAGUGUGGCUGGACAGUAGAGGAACUGACUUUUUCAAUUGUACGUCAACAUCUGGAAUGUUUUGAACUUAUUGAUUGCCUACGACCACCGUGUCGUGCAGCCGGUUGUCUUGAGCGUUAAAUACAUCAGCCUGCAGCGAACGGUACAGCGGCAUUGGAUUUCCAGGUGGACCCCAAAGACGAGAUUGUAAUGUACUGUGGCAAUUGUAACCUUACCGGCAAUUCGUUGAGCGGUGACAGUCAAACGAAAUAUAUCCUCAUUAUUUAUACCAUGUAA